Messenger RNA from Humulus lupulus (European hop), 1399 nucleotides. RefSeq names its product monooxygenase 1-like. The transcript is spliced from 6 exons. The record is from RefSeq and is a predicted model, not a curated record. Bases 1 to 1266 code for a protein of 421 amino acids. Gene Ontology annotation, molecular function: FAD binding. NCBI's taxonomy places the organism in Eukaryota, Viridiplantae, Streptophyta, Magnoliopsida, Rosales, Cannabaceae.
AUGGAUAAGGAGGAGAAUAUCUGCGACAUUGUAAUUGUUGGGGCUGGAAUUUGCGGUCUCUCCACUGCCCUUGCUCUUCACAGAAAAGGAAUCAAAAGUGUGGUAUUAGAGAGAGCGGAAACGAUAAAAGCAAAAGGUGCAGGUAUCAUAGUUCACUCAAAUGGCUGGCGUGCACUUGAUCAACUUGGCAUUGCUUCUAAUCUCCGAAAAACUGCCAUUCUCGUACAAUCGGGUCAAUAUAUUACAAUCAACAGUGGUGUGCGGAAGAACUUAGCUAUUGGGAAGGGGGAAUUACGAUGUUUAAAACGAGCAGAUGUGAUAAGAAGUUUGGCUGAGAGUCUGCCACCUCAAACCCUACGAUUUAAUUCUCAAGUGUGUUCUGUUGAACUGAAUCCCUUCACUUCUCAUCCAAUCAUUCAGCUUCAGGAUGGAACCCGUCUAAACCCAAAGGUGGUGAUAGGAUGUGAUGGAGUGAAGUCGUUGAUUAGCAACGACACUUUUGGGCAAAAUUAUACAAAGUACCUUUCCACUAGUGUCGUGAGGGGCUUCACAAACUACGAAUAUAGUCAUGGAUUUGGCAAUAAGUUUGUGGUCAUGAGUGAUGGAAAAGCUCAAUUAGGAAGAAUGCCGGUCACCCACAAUCUCGUCUACUGGUUUGUUACACGAAAAUGCACGAUUCCUCCAUCAUCGCAAUCAAGUACAAGAGAUCAUUAUGAUAGUCCUGCGGAAAUCAAAGAGUCAACAUUGAGAACAAUGAAAGGUUUUCCAAAAGAGGUGGUGGAAAUGAUAAGUAAAAGCGUGCUCAGUUCUUUACAUCUUACAGACAUAAUCAAGUAUCGAGCGCCUUGGAGUUUACUAGGAAUAGGAACAAGGUUCCGACGAGGGACAGUGACGGUGGCCGGAGAUGCCAUGCAUGCCAUGGGGCCAUUCCUUGCACAAGGGGGUUCGGCCGCUUUAGAAGACGCAGUGGUCCUCGCUAGAUGCUUGGCACCAAAGUUGUACGAAUACUACUAUUGCUCAUCAUCAUCAUCGCCAUCACCACAUCCACAUCUUAUAAGAAGUAAUACGAAGAUGGUGGAAGAAGCAUUCGAUGAGUACUUAAAAGAGAGAAAAAAGAGAGUAUUUAAGCUUUGCAUGGAGUCUUACCUUGUCGGGUUAAUGGUUGAUACGCCUUCUUCACUGCUAAAAUUCCUAGCUGGUAUUGCCAUGGCUUUGUUAUUUCCCGAUCCUUUUGCCCAUUCCAGCUAUGAUUGUGGUCGUCUUUAAUUAACCUCUCUCUUUAUAUAAAUGUGUGACAUGUCCAAAGGAUUAUUGAUUUCAUAAUUUUUUUAUUUAAUAUUUCUAAUCAAUAUAUACACAUGCAAGGUAAGAACAUUAUUAAUACCCAUGUGAUUGAAUA